Paraphaeosphaeria sporulosa is the source of this 517-nucleotide messenger RNA. RefSeq lists its product as uncharacterized. The transcript has a single exon. NCBI's taxonomy places the organism in Eukaryota, Fungi, Ascomycota, Dothideomycetes, Pleosporales, Didymosphaeriaceae. The record is from RefSeq and is a predicted model, not a curated record. Bases 108 to 422 code for a protein of 104 amino acids.
UGCAUGCGCGAGCCUCAGAUAACAUUCAUCCACGGAUUAGUUCAGUAGCCGGCGGCAGUUGCUGCUCUCGCGCGACUUGUGACUUGGUGAACUGGCCCCGCAACUGCAUGGAGCGCUGCCGCAUCGUCCACCCCACGCAACCCGGUCGCACACCCGAACACACAUCCACCAUGGCGGAAACAAUCGAUCGCAACAUGGACGACAAGAUGGAGUUCUCCACGUCCAAGGAGGUCACCGUGGCGCCCACCACCAAAACCGUAGCCGUCGUGGCAGACCGCCUGUUUCGUUUCGGACGACUCAGGCCCACUGUUGAUAUAACAAGCGUAAAGCUUAUCGCCCCCUCGGCGAUGCAAUCCACAACGGGAUUGUGUUUUGAGUGUGAGGAAGAGUUCGAGGUGGUCUUGCUGUUUGGACAGGGUUGAGCCGCGGCAUCCAGAAUCGCAAGGAUGAAUCGGCCCUAAGCGCGCAGCGCGUGCGCGCGACGCGUCUCCCAAACGAACACUGUGGGUUGGCCUUG